Molecule: messenger RNA, 2984 nt
Organism: Aegilops tauschii subsp. strangulata
Lineage: Eukaryota; Viridiplantae; Streptophyta; Magnoliopsida; Poales; Poaceae
Product: protein FAR1-RELATED SEQUENCE 5
Molecular function (GO): zinc ion binding
Source: RefSeq, a predicted model, not a curated record
UAGCGUCACGUCCGGAACACUCCCGCGCCGCCGGAGGAGAUGAGGGGCAGGUCGCGCCGCCGCCGGAGGAGGAGAGGAGGGGCAGGUCGCGCCACCGUCGCUCGGGGAGAGGAGGGGCAGCCGCCGCCGGAAAAGAGGAGGGGCGGGCGCGCCGUCGCUGGGGAGAGGAGGGGCGGGUGCGCCGUCGCUGGGGAGAGGAGGGGCGGCCGCCGCCGGAGGAGAGGAGGGGCGGGCCGCGCCGUCGCUGCGGGAGAGGAGGGGCGGGCCGUGCCGUCGCUGCUGGAGAGGAGGGCCGGCCGCGGCGGAGGACAAGGUCCAUCGCUGCAGAAGAGCCGUGAGUAACUGAAGUCAGCAUGAGUGCUCUGCUCUGAAAAUUGAGAACUCUGUUGUGCCUCACAAUUUUCAGUGUUGUGGGAUGGCAGAAAUUGGUAAGGGAAUACCUCAAGUUGGUAUGAGGUUCAGAAGUGUAGAUGAGGCUUGGGCAUUUUGGAAUGCAUAUGGGGGUCACACCGGCUUUGAUGUGAGAAGGAGAUACGCAAACAAAAGCAGACUUGAUGGUCAGGUUGGUUCAUGCAGAUUUGUUUGUUCCAACGAAGGUCAUCGAAGAAAAGGGCUAACUGAGACAGCGCCAAAGCGUUUUAGAGCUGAAACAAGAACCAAUUGCCAAACUCGUAUGUGUUUCCAAUUGGAUCGAGAGGCCGGAAAUUAUGAAGUAACUGAGGUUGUGCUUGAACACAACCACUUGCUUCAAUUGCCACAAACCCGCCACUUGAUGAUAUCCCAAAGAAAGAUUUCAGAACGACAAGCUUUUGAAAUUGAAACCACUGAUGAUUCCGGCAUUAUGCCACAAGCUGCACAUGAGUUUGCUUCUCGUCAAGUUGGUGGACCGAUUAACCUUGGAUAUACUUGCCGUGACCAAAAAAUCAUUUGCGAACCAAGCGACAGAGGGAGUUGGCUUUGGACAAGCUGGAAGUAUGUUGAAAUAUUUUCAUGAAAAAAUUGCUGACAAUCCAUCAUUCCAAUAUGCACUACAGUUGGAUUGUGAGGAGGAUAUAACCAACAUAUUCUGGGCUGAUGCUAAAAUGAUCCUUGACUAUGCACAUUUUGGUGAUGUUGUCACUUUUGACACUACUUUUGGCACAAAUAAAGAGUAUAGGCCAUUUGGUGUUUUUCUUGGGAUCAAUCAGUUCAGAGAAACCACUAUUUUUGGUGCUGCCUUGCUGUUUGAUGAAACGAAGGACUCAUUUAUAUGGCUAUUUGAGACUUUUCUAGCUGCACAUAAUGGACGACAACCUAGAACUAUUUAUACGGAUCAAGAUGUAGCAAUGGGAAAAGCUAUAGAGAAAGUAUUCACGGAAUCAUAUCACGGGCUGUGCAGCUUUCACAUUAUGAUGAAUGCUGUCAAACAUUUAUCUCCAGUCAAGGAUGAUGAGAAAGAUGAAGGGGAGGUGGAAGAGGAAGAUGAAGGGGAGGAGGAAUCUCAUAUUCUCUCCGAUUUUAGUGCUUGUAUGUAUGGCUAUGAGGACAAGGCAGCAUUUCAAGAAGCAUUUGACAACAUGAGACAUAAAGUGCAUAAGCAAACUUGGUUAGAUAGCAUCUACAAGGUGAAAGAAAAAUGGGCUGAAUGUUAUAUGGGAGAUGUCUUCAGUUUGGGAGUGAGAAGUACACAACUAAGUGAGAGUUUCAACAAUGCAUUGAAGAACCAUUUGAAAUCUGAUUUCCAUAUUGUCCGAUUCUUGAAGCAUUUUGAGAGAACGGUUGAAGUAAAAAGGAGAAAGGAAUUGGAAUCUGAAUAUGAGGCAAGAAAAAAAUUGCCAAGAAUCAAGAUGUGCACACCCAUGUUGGUGCAAGCAAGCAAAGUGUACACUCCAACUAUUUUUGAACCUUUCCAAAGUGAAUAUGAAAGAUCCAUGGCUGCUUGCACUAGAGUGUUGGAGGAAAAUAACCAGUUUGCUGUUGCUAUUGGGAGGUUGCAUGGUGAUUUGACUUAUGAGGAGGAGGAGGAGCGCAUAGUGAUUGGUGAUCCGUUGAACCAAACCGCUUCAUGUAGUUGUCAAAUGUUCAAUAGGGCUGGAAUAUUGUGUGGGCAUAGUUUGAAAGUUCCUGAUUUGAUGAAUGUAAAGACAUUACCAACACAUUAUCUCCUAAAGAGAUGGACUAGAGAAGCACGCACGGAAGUAUACAUGACAGGCAAGGAAGGAAAGUGGUAGAAAAUCCAAAAUUGGAAGCUCAACUUUGGUACAAAGAUAUGUCUCAUAAAUUUCAUGAUAUGACAUAUAAAAUAGCCAACUCUCUCGAAUGUCGUUUGAUGCCAGAAGAUGCACUUGCUUGUCUUUGGCCACAACUAGAGGAUAAACUCAAUGCAUCAGCCACCGGUGCUACUGAUGCAUGUUCCAAUGACCAAGAAAAUGUUGAUCCAAAUGUGCAGCAAGCCAAUGACUUGCUUAGUUCUGCACGACUGAAGAAAAAGGAGGUUUCAUCUAAAAAUUUGAGGAGAAAGCCAACUUGGUUUGAUAAGUUACGCAAAGGACGAAAGCCAACUAAAUCAGCGACAACGACAAAAAAAGGAGCAAAGCAACAACAACAACAAAAGAAAAAAAAUAGUGCGCAGCCUCAAGUGCAAGUGGAGAACAAUGGCAAUAGUCUGCAACCUGAAGUGCAAGUGCAGGUGAAAGAAAAUAGUGAGAAGCGUCAAGAAUAUGAUGCAAUUGACAGCUUUACCGAGCUCUUGACAACUUCACGAGUUGACGAUCAUAUCUUUAUGAUGAUAUGAUCUAGUAUCUUCAAAGUUGUUAGGUAGUAUUUUGGACAAUGCUAACAACAGUAUUUUGGGGGGUUGCGAUAGUCUCUUUUGGCCUAAAUGUAUAAGUGAAAUGGCCUGCUUUUGUGUAGAUGAUUACUCAACAUUGACACUUAUUGCUGUAGCAUUCGGACAUUAUGCGCUGCAGCCUUUUAAUAUCAAGUUCUACUGGAUUUAGUGUCAA